CCCUGCUGUCCCCGCCGGUCUCCGGCGCCAUGUCGCAGAGCGGGGUCCCCGGGCUGCAGGACGAGAACCUGCAGGGCUCUUGGGUAGAACUGCACUUUAGCAGCAAUGGAAACGGGAGCAGUGUCCCAGCCUCGGUGUCUGUGUACAAUGGGGACAUGGAGAAGAUUCUGCUGGACGCCCAGCAUGAGUCUGGACGGAGUAGCUCCAAGAGCUCCCACUGUGACAGCCCACCUCGCUCACAGACCCCACAAGAUACCAAUAGAACUUCUGAGGCAGAUACCCACAGCCUUGGGGAAAAGAACAGCUCUCAGUCUGAGGAAGACUAUAUGGAAAGGAGAAAAGAAGUGGAGAGCAUCUUGAAGAAGAACUCGGACUGGAUAUGGGAUUGGUCAAGUCGUCCAGAGAAUAUCCCCCCCAAGGAGUUCCUCUUCAAGCAUCCAAAGCGCACGACCACCCUCAGCAUGAGGAACACCAGUGUCAUGAAGAAGGGGGGCAUCUUCUCAGCAGAGUUCCUGAAGGUAUUCCUCCCAUCUCUGCUGCUCUCUCACCUGCUGGCCAUUGGCCUUGGGAUCUACAUUGGAAGGCGCCUGACCACCUCGACCAGCACCUUCUGAGGA
Molecule: messenger RNA, 617 nt
Organism: Chrysochloris asiatica (Cape golden mole)
Lineage: Eukaryota; Metazoa; Chordata; Mammalia; Afrosoricida; Chrysochloridae
Product: BCL2/adenovirus E1B 19 kDa protein-interacting protein 3-like
Exons: 6
Coding region: 30-614 (194 amino acids)
Biological process (GO): positive regulation of apoptotic process; mitochondrial outer membrane permeabilization
Cellular component (GO): nucleus; mitochondrial outer membrane; mitochondrial envelope
Source: RefSeq, a predicted model, not a curated record